Messenger RNA from Paramacrobiotus metropolitanus, 5543 nucleotides. RefSeq lists its product as uncharacterized. The record is from RefSeq and is a predicted model, not a curated record. The transcript has 11 exons. NCBI's taxonomy places the organism in Eukaryota, Metazoa, Tardigrada, Eutardigrada, Parachela, Macrobiotidae. The coding region runs from base 1478 to 5233 and encodes 1251 amino acids.
CCUUAAAAAUGCAGAAAAAAAUUUUUUAUGGAAAACGGAAAGUUUGCAAGUAAAACUUUUUCGGAGAAACGAGAUAUCAACGAUUUAAAUCAACUGCGCUUAGCAUACAAGUGUCUGACAAACGAGGACCGUGCUAAAUGCAUGGCAAACUGCCCCAUAGAGGAGUACUUGUUCCAAUCGCGCCCACGUCCGCGAACUACAUGGUACGAUGCCUUGGCAAUACAAUUCAAGAAAUAUGCACAAUUUUUUUAAAAGCGAGACCAGUGUUUUCAAUCGUCCAAAGUAAACAACAUCAGCCCCAACUGAAGAAAUUGAUGCCGGGAGUCUACCCUCGGCAAAAACCUCCAUUUAAUUUACAUCUCUUCGAUGGCUUCAGCUUCUGAGCUGCCUCAGAACGGAAACCCGAGGUCACCGGCUGAGGCUCACCACUCAAGCCGCAUAUAUAUAUAUAUUGCUUCUUCCAGUUCCUUUGCAUAAUCUUGUCCAGAUUAUCAUUAAGGUGCUAGCACGAUGAUUUGGCCAAAAAGGACUGCCUCAAAACCAGCUUCAGUAAACACAUUCAGAUUCUAACAUUGCAGGAAAGUGUGCAAGCACGUCAACGGAAAUGAUUAAUUAUAAUUGACUAAGCUUCAUCGAAUUUUCACGGUUUCCAACUUACCGUUAUCAUUUUAGGUCCUGCACGGCAUCAUCGCAUGGAUCCAUGCGAACUGAUCAAACAACUACUCCAACGACCUGUCUUGCGAGACCAUGCCAUUCAUUGCAUCGGAAUUUGCAGUCUAAUAAUUGGAGAACAUCCACCGGUGUAAUGUAUUUGCAGCUGCCGCAUUCACAACCGCAUACGUAAUCGGUGUAUCACUGGUCAACGACUUGCCACAAGUAACCGGUUUUGAUUACCCGGAAGCGUAAUUUUCCUGCUGCUUAUCGCAUGUGUCCAAAUCACAAUAUUGUUUCUGCUUGCUGGCUUCAAGACUACAGAAAAUCAUACAAUUACGCGGACUGCUACGAGUACAUGCAAUGAUACAUUAAGGGACUAUUAUUUGCCAUUGCACAAUCGCUCCUUCUCCUCGCGUGUUGACAGCGCGACAGGAUCAGCGGAAGUGUUGUGAUGCCAUAAUUUUUAGAGCUUUGAUCUUGAACGUCUGCCUGGCAUAAAUGCAAACGGUUUGUUUAGAACGAAAAUUUGUUUUGAGCAAAGUGGCUCACUCAAAUCCGCCUACAUUGUACAUGUGGUUUCACAAGCUUGGUCUAUAAUGCGGAGUAGCUAUUGAUUUUCAAGGAUUACUUAGUAUCAUGUACACUUGUGUUAAUUGCUGAAUAAAAAACAUGGAUGUCUGGUUCCGCAUGGACAUGCAUGACAGUGAGCAGCAUUGUGAAAUGAAAGUGUUAAUAUUGUGCUGCACGCAGCAUUAUGCAGACGAGGCGAUGCGUUAAAGCGUGAGAUGUAAGAAGUCUGGAAGAUCUGUAUCAAUUAUCGCACAUGGCGUAUGAUCAAACACCCUUUCGCAAUGGUAUCAUAAUCGCAAAUUUUUGCGAGCAAAAAGAGCAUGUUGUUGACUAUCCGUUUGUUAUUAUCCGCGGGUAUGUAACGCAUCCGGCAGGGAGCUUUGCGAAGACGACUGCAAUCAGCAACGACAGAAAUGCCUUCAACGCCGUGUGGUCAGUCUGCCGUCGUCACUUCCGGGGGGUCGUACCGUUAGCUCUCGGAAGCAAUGCGGUAAAGUUCACCGUAACCCUCUCAGGAAGCGACGACCAGCGUAUGGCAACUUUGCUCAAAAUUUCUUACCGCACCGCUCAAAAUGAUUGCUUUGUGAUGCCGUUAUAUGUGAUAUGCCGAGAUGCCAACGGGACCUUCCAAGCUGAAGCGGACGAGGACGAUUCGCCGCACAGUGCCGUACGGAGAAUCGCCACCGGGGCCGGGCUACUGCAGAGUUUUACGGCGGAAAAAUUGGUUGACGAAGGAUAUCCCCGGAAGACAUUCCGACUCUCCAGUGACAUCGAAACCGGAUUACCAAAGUGCACAAUUUUUAGGACAAGGCUUAAAAUUCAAGAAUUGUACGCAAUGAAAGAUGUGGAUAUAUGGAGACACUUGAAGAAGGAACUGGCUGGGCGCUUUCCGAGUUUGAAAGGCAGAUGCAAGUUCCUAGCGUUUUUGGCGGACACACGCUAUCAGCGGAUAAAAGACGAUCAGCCAGUACCGCAGCUCUAUGAGGAUGUUUUGCAUAAUGUCAAAGGACAAGUUGCUCUGGGAGGAUCAAGUCUUGCGCUUCUUGGUACAGGAUGCUUGUAUACCUGGCCGGAAAAUGUGGCAGAUCUGCAACGGUAUUUAACGGAUGAACGACCCAUUAAUCAAUACCAUUUUAUGGACGACAGUGCAUACAGAGGAACUCGUUGGGCUUGUUACAGUACUACACUAGGGGCUGCCUGCCACGAACUAGGACACGCCUUUGAUCUGGGCCAUACGCCAGUGGGAAUUAUGGCGCGAGGUUUUGACAAUAUCUACAAAGAGUUCACCGUCGAAAGACCAACAGUUUUCCAAAACAGACUCUCCUCCGAGCCUACGGGUGAUUCUCGGUUGCUGCAUCUUCCCGUAACCGUUGUUCCCGCUCCUCGGGAAAUGUUUGUUACGGUCAAGGUGAUAAAUAAAUCACCUGAAAAAAGCGAAAGAAAAAUGGAAGUAGUUUCUACGAAUCCUUCGUUUAGUGCAGAAAACGCAACCCAAGGUGGUCCGCUGAAAAAAUCCUCUUCGGAGAAAAAUUUAUUCGCAAGAGUGUCAGGGAGUUUUCGCUCCAAACUGUUCUCAUCCAAACACCAGGACGACAAACCCGAAGAAAUGCCAUCGCACCGGAAAUACUCCCUGGAAUCACCGAUGCCGGAUGAUGCCUUCAGCACUAGUUCGUGUGCAAUCAGUCUAUGCGAGCCCGAACGCAGUAUAUCCAAUGCGUCCACACGGCCCUCAUCCACAUUAUCCGCUGCCAAGAAAGCCCGCAACUGGCACAAGCGCUUGUCAGGCUCGUUUGCCGGACUGAAAUCGCCCACCGAGAGCUACAGUGAGGCGGUGGACCGGACUGUCCAUCCAGAAGCGACACAUACGAUCAACUACAUUACACCACUGAAUUCUGUGGUAACGAAACACUACAGCAAACAUGUGUCGUAUCAGUCGUCCAUGGGCGAUGUGCAGGUGACUCAGGAAGAUAUCCAUAAAUCGGCCACGCUGCCGGCGCGAAUGGAGGAAACCGGCGCUCAUGAUCACCGCCGUAAGUCCCCCUGGAAGCGCCUGUUUAAUCGUAAGAAAAAGGAUCCAUUAAAGGAAGAAGAACUGGACGCCAAGGAGACAAAAGACAUAUCGAAUAAAUCACCGGAUAAAGUGGAUUACAUUGUGGAAAGCCGUACCGGAGCGGAAACGGUCAUUUUCACCAGCGGUCCGACGCUGGAGCCGACGGACCCGUCACACUCCGACGGACUGAAUUCCGUGGACGGGUUGACCUUUGAAUCAGAAGACGAAUCAUGUCGACCGAAGAGCCCGGAUUCUUUUGAGGAAUUCUCCUUUAAGUUCAGCAAGGAAGACUGCCAGCCGGUGCAGGCAACACUACCGCAACAUGUUGUCUAUAAAAUCCAUCAGCUGGAGCCGGCGCAUCAUGCUGUGGCGAAUGAUGCAGAGCUCCCAGACCAUACGGACACAUCGAGUACACCGGAAAAGAAGGAAAACAAGAGCGCUAAACCACAGCCAACCGUCCGCACAAGAUCCACGGUCUCCAAAGACGAGCAGAUGGAACUGGCGAAAACAGACGCUGUCGAGGCAAACAUCGAUGGCCAUCAUGACGACACGGAGACAUUGAUCCGCGACAAAACAAUGAGUGGAAAAGCUGCCAAAAGCCUAGAGGAAAAACGCGCAGUUCGUCGGAGUGCAUCAGCGGAUAUGCUUGAUACGAAAGCAGCAACUAUGAAAAGGGUAGCACAAGAAGAGCCGGAAAAGCAGAAGCCAGCUCGGAAAUCACUUCCGGCAGAAAGAAAGCCUCUACUCCGCCAUUCUAAUGCAGAAAAGAGGAGCACCAUCAACACCAGCCAGAAGCCAACACUGUCAACAAAAGCAAAGGAAAAUCAAGCAGCUGAGGCUUCUGUUGAAAAUGGCAAAAAGCAAUCUAAACUGAAAUAUCCACUACGAACCGCUCCUGGGUGUCACCCGGCUUCGAAUUUGGCAAAUCCACGGCCAAAAAUUCAGAACAGAAUUCCUACCCAGUCAACACAAUCAUCAAGAAAUAAAGAAAACAUCCCUGCUCGCAAAAAACCGGCUUCGGAAAAUCCAUCAGAAGCGAAGAAAGCCAUUACGAAACGUCGUUCCUUCCGGCGCCGCAACAGCGGUCGGGGACAAAAAUCGUCCGCUAAAUCCAAGACCACAUAUUCACCGACACGCGACACAAUACGGACACCAUCCAGCCGGUUGGAUUUCACGCAGGUCCACGUAGCGCAAACAAACAGCGUUAUGCGCCGGCGUUCCUCCAGUCGGGAUACGAUUGGUAAUCUCGGCAACUUCAUCAAUCACAGCGCCGCAGGCACUAUGGAUUCAGAGAGCAAGGAUCUCGAUGAAUGGGAAAGUCUGGAAGGCACGUCCAGCCCGGUGUCGAUGCCGUCCAACUGCAGCACCAGUGGAGAUACGGAGCACAGUGGAUGCAGUAGUGGUGGUCAGAGAGGCGGCGUCAAGGGCAAACAGAAUGCUAGUAGUCUGAUCAACACCCCGUCAGGUAUCAGCGUCAUGGAGGACUUGGAUGUGCCACACCGACUGCCAAUUCCCAGACCGAUCCCCGUCAAGGACAGCUGCGUGGUCGCCAUGGGCGACGAUGCCGCCAGUCCCUCGUGGACUCGCAGUUGUGCGACCCUGUUAAACUACCACAAGUGGUUCAACGUCAACCAAAAUUCAAUUUCGGCAAGUUGUUUGGAUGACGAUGUCCUAAACAAACGUCAUACUGCCGUACCUGAAUUGUCAGGGGAUACACUAAUCGCGCCCGGCGGACUGCGUUUAGUAGAACUGCGUGAUAUGGCUGGCAACGUACUGCACUAUUGGGAAUUCAUCGGUGAUAAGGAUGUACCAACCACAUUUCGUAUCGGGCUGCCAUUAAAUGCGACGCAGGCUUCAGUUAGCGACUAUAAUAUGGAUGUGCAACAGUCUAAAGGAAAAAUGACCGUUGUCGCAUUGGAUACUUACGGAAAUCUUCUGCAACGCUCGUUGACGAGUUGAAAGUUUAAUAUUUUCCAAUCAUUAAUGUGACUUCAUAAGGAACCGGGAGUGGUUCUUUUUCAAUAUUUUUAGUUUUAUAUUGCUGCAAUUCUAAUAUUAGCAACAUCACAGCUGAUAUCGGAUAUCGUUUGCGCUUAAGGCGUCUCAUGGCUGUGUUUGCUGAACGAACGUUUUCUGAUUUAUUUUCUUGAAAUUGUUUUCUACAGCCUGCGCGUUUACGUGCUCAUAAUGGUGCUUCGUAAUUUGUGACUUGAACAUAUGCGAUUUAAAAACUUUGCUGUUUAUUGCAUUCCAGUGAAAGUAUGAUUGA